Molecule: messenger RNA, 2076 nt
Organism: Penicillium arizonense
Lineage: Eukaryota; Fungi; Ascomycota; Eurotiomycetes; Eurotiales; Aspergillaceae
Product: sodium:solute symporter family protein
Exons: 12
Coding region: 1-2076 (691 amino acids)
Biological process (GO): urea transmembrane transport
Cellular component (GO): plasma membrane
Molecular function (GO): urea transmembrane transporter activity
Source: RefSeq, a predicted model, not a curated record
AUGUCGAACUUGUACGUUCGCGAGGGCAUUUCAAGUGUCCAGCCACCACUAUCGCAGGCUGUUGGAUAUAUUGUUGUCGUCGCGAUUGGUGUCAUCAUUGCCCUAGUCAUGAUGCUCAUCACCAAAGUGUUGAAGAAAACCACCGGAGAAGAUAACAAGAAGACUGAAAUGUUCAUGACAGCAAAUCGCACUGUUCGCACGGGUCUUACUGCGUCAGCCUCAUGGCUCUGGUCAACAGCCUUGCUCGGCUCAUCUUUUGUUGGUUAUGAUUAUGGUGUUGCCGGUCCAUUCUGGUUUGCUGCUGGUUGCAGUCCGAUGAUUGUGUUCUUCGCGUUGCUGGGAAUCUCUUGUAAACGGAAGAUCCCAGAAGCACAUACCUCGCUUGAAGUUGUUCGAAUUCGAUAUGGACGUGUCGCCCAUGUUGUUUUCAUGAUUUUGUGUUUGGUGAACAAUAUCUUUGCUUGUGCCAACAUGUUGCUUGGUGCUGCUGCUGUCAUUACUGCUGUUACCGGAAUGCACAUUAUAGCUGCGACAUUCUUGUUGCCAGUCGGAGUGACAGUCUAUACAUUUGUUGGUGGUAUCAAAGCAACCUUCUUAACUGAUUAUUUCCACACGGCAAUUAUCAUGAUCAUCGCCUGCUACUUUUCGGUGAAGGCCUUUUCUAUUGAAGAAGUUGGAUCUGUGGGCAAUCUAUUCGAACUUGUCCAGGCAGCUGCACAACGUCAUCCAGUUUCUGGUAAUCAGGAUGGGACUUAUUUGACUAUGACAUCGAAGGGUGCAAUUCUUUUUGGAAUCCUCCACACCCUUGGCAACUUUGGUCUAGUCAUUAUGGACACGAGUUAUUUUAUCAAAGCUUUCUCCGCCUCACCCGCUGCAGUAGUUCCCGGAUAUACCAUUGGUGGAAUUGCCUACUUCGCCAUUCCAUGGGGCCUCGGAACAGUGAUGAGCUCCAUUGCCUUGGGGCUCGAGAACCAACCCAAUUUCCCAACCUUCCCUCGGAGAAUGACCACAUCAGAGGUCAGCGGCGGCCUGGUUCUCCCCUAUGCAGCAAUUACAAUGGCAGGCAAAGGCGGCGCAGCAGCAGUGCUCCUCAUGACAUUCAUGGCAUGCACAUCAACGCUCUCAGCCCAAGUAAUCGCCGUUAGCUCAAUCCUCAGCUUCGACGUAUAUCGCGAGUAUUUCAAGAAAAAGGCGACAGACCGCGACCUGAUUCGAUCCAGCCAUUUUGGCGUCAUUUUCUUUGCUGCUUUCUCUGCUGGCUUUAGUACCAUGCUCCACUACGUGGGCAUAGAUUUAGGCUGGACACUAUACAUGCUCGGCGUCGUAACCUGCCCCGGAAUCUUCCCAAUGAUAUUCACAAUCCUCUGGAAACGCCAAAGCAAAGCAGCAGCCAUCCUGUCCCCAGUCCUCGGACUGGCAACAGGACUAGCAGUCUGGCUUGGAACAGCCUCACACUUCGGCGGCGAAGUAUCUGUCGCAUCAACAGGCGAAGUCCUCCCCUGUCUCUACGGCACGGUGGCGUCAUGCAUGUCCCCAAUCAUAUACUCCGUCCUAAUCACGCUUGUCAGACCGCAGAAUUAUAACUGGGAUGAUUUCAAGAAGGAGAAACUCGCGCUUGAGAAGAUCGAGAGUGAUUUGACUACUGUGCAUCACGACCAUGUUCCGCAAGCUGGGAAUGAGAGUCUUGAAGAUGGAGGUCAUGGGCCUGAGAGCAAGGAAUUGAAGCGAUGGGGCCGCAUUGCUGCUGUUUGGGCUGCGGCGACGUUUUUCGGUCAUUGGGUUAUUUGGCCAUUGCCAAUGUUCGGAUCAAGGUAUAUUUUCGGGAAAAGAUUUUACACGGCCUGGGUUGUUGUUGCCAUUAUCUGGCUCUGGCUUAGUAUGCUCGUCGCUAUUUUCUAUCCUAUUUUUGAUGGUGGUAUUCAGCAGAUUCGCGAUGUCUAUCGUGGACUGAGAGGACGGGAUAAUAUCGCUGGUACUGUCGCUAGUCAAGAGAAGGGUGGAACCAGUGCUUCGCCUUCUGCUGGGUCUAUCAGCGAUGCUACACGCACCGGGGAUGUUCAAGAAAUCAAGGGUUGA